Messenger RNA from Equus caballus (horse), 1765 nucleotides. The record is from RefSeq and is a predicted model, not a curated record. Lineage: Eukaryota; Metazoa; Chordata; Mammalia; Perissodactyla; Equidae.
CACAUCAGCUACAUGGAAGCAGGAAACCACACAGGAGUAUCAGAAUUCCUCCUCCUGGGUCUCUCAGAGGAUCCUGAACUGCAGCCCCUGCUCUUUGGGCUGUUCCUGUCCAUGUACCUGGUCACCGUGCUCGGGAACCUGCUCAUCAUCCUGGCCAUCAGCUCUGACUCCCAGCUCCACACCCCCAUGUACUUCUUCCUCUCCAACCUGUCCUUUGUCGACAUCUGCUUCAUCUCCACCACUGUCCCAAAGAUGUUGGUGAACAUCCAGGCACAGAGCAAGGACAUCUCCUACAUAGGAUGCCUCACUCAGGUGUGUUUCUUUACACUUUUUUCUGGAAUGGACAAUUGCCUCCUGACUGUGAUGGCCUAUGACCGGUUUGUGGCCAUCUGCCACCCCCUGCACUACAAUGUCAUCAUGAACCCACGCCUCUGCAAUCUCCUGAUUCUGAUAUCUUGGGUCAUUAUUCUCUGUAUCUCCUUGCUUCAUAUUCUGCUGAUGGUGCAGUUGACCUUCUGUAUAGGCACUGAAAUUCCACAUUUCUUCUGUGAACUGGCUCAGAUUAUCAAGUUAGCCUCCUCUGACACUCUCAUUAAUAACAUCUCCUUGUAUGUGGCAACUGCCCUGCUGAGUGUGUUUCCUCUCACUGGGAUCCUCUUUUCUUACUCUCAGAUUGUCUCCACACUAACGAGGAUGUCCUCUGCAGGAGGAAAAUAUAAAGCAUUUUCCACCUGUGGGUCUCAUCUCUCUGCAGUGUCCUUGUACUAUGGGACAGGCCUUGGGGUCUACCUCAGUUCUGCUGUGACCCAUUCUUCCAAGAGAAGCUGUAUCGCUUCAGUGAUGUACACUGUGAUCACCCCCAUGCUGAACCCCUUCAUCUACAGCCUGAGGAACAAGGAUGUGAAAGGGGCCCUGGGAAGGCUCCUGAGCCGAGCAUCCUCUUGUCUGUGAUGGGUCACUGGCCUCAGAACUAACUGGACACUGUGGGCCCCAAAGGCAAAUGUUGCAAAUUUAAAUCUCCUGGUUCUUUUUCUCCCCUAAAACACAUGCUUGAUUUCUUCAGUUUCCAAAACACCCAUGACUUCACUUUUAUUUGUUUUUAUUAAGUUCUCCUAAACAGCUCCCACAGUAAUUCCUUUUUGACUUUUCCUGCUUAUGUGCCGUCCAGAAAGUUCUAUGUUUGGUCAGCUGUCUUGCGGCCAAUCUUAAGAUUUCUAACUUUAUAUUUAAAGCAUUUAUCAUGUCAAGUGCUGGUGUGGUUUCCCCCAAAACUAUCCUCUCAAGCUUUGAUGCUCCUCACCUUCUCUUGGUUGUGUGUUUGUUUUCUCCAGAAGAAAUUGAAUGAAAAUCACACAGUCGUCACAACAAAGUGCUUACUGUAUCAGGACUGUGCUUGUUUCUUCACGUGUAUGAUUUUAUUUCAUCUUUGAAACAUUUCUUUGAGACACUUUCCUUCAUUCACCCCACUUUUCAAAAGAAGAGACUAAGAUUGAGUUGGACUAUGGCCUCGCUAGCUGACGGUGACUUUGCUACCCUACUUUUCAGAAGAACAGUGAUGUGAUUUUCAAUUUCAAAGUAGGAAUGUGGAUUUGGAAGCUGGUUUGUUCAGAUGAUUGAUGGUAAUAUACCGCCUAGAAUAUUGCUUCAUUCUUUAUAAUGAAUAACUACAAUUCUUCCAAGUUCUAGAGGCCCCCUUCAUUCAUUGGCUCAUGGCCCCUUCCUCCAUCUUCAAAGUCGCCAGUAUGGCAUCUUCCAAUCUCUCUCG